Molecule: messenger RNA, 647 nt
Organism: Lethenteron reissneri (Far Eastern brook lamprey)
Lineage: Eukaryota; Metazoa; Chordata; Hyperoartia; Petromyzontiformes; Petromyzontidae
Molecular function (GO): GTPase activity; GTP binding
Source: RefSeq, a predicted model, not a curated record
GUGACAAUGGGUCUCCUUGCGUCGCGAGUGGCGUCGCUGCUGGACGGAAUGUUCACUCAGCAAGCGCGCGUGCUGCUGCUGGGUUUGGACGCGGCCGGGAAAACCAGCAUCCUGUACAAGCUCAAGCUCGACGAAUCCGUGGUGACCAUCCCGACCAUCGGCUUCAACGUGGAGACCGUGCAGCCCAUCAGGAACGUAACCUUCACCGUGUGGGACGUGGGCGGCCAGCAGAAGAUCCGCGCUCUCUGGAGGCACUACUUCCAGAACACGGACGGGCUCCUCUUCGUGCUGGACAGCGCGGACCGGGAGCGCUUCCCGGAGGCUCUCAAGGAGCUGGACGCCAUCCUGGACAGCCCCGAGAUGACGCGGGUGCCCUUCGUGCUCCUCGCCAACAAGCAGGACCUCCCGCGGGCAGCGGCCACCGCGGAGGUGGCGGAGGCGAUGAAGGCGGUGAAGACGCGGCACGGGCGCGAGUGGCUGGUGCAGGGCUGCUGCGCCCGCACCGGAGAGGGCCUCCUGGAGGGCGUGGGGCAGCUCUCCCGCUUCAUCAGCAACUCCAGAGCCUCCUCGGGGACAAAGUGAGCUCGGCAGCAGCAGCAGCAGCGGCGGCGGUGUCACUCCAAGGCGGCGUCUCUCGUGCACGUGGG